Molecule: messenger RNA, 4868 nt
Organism: Stegodyphus dumicola
Lineage: Eukaryota; Metazoa; Arthropoda; Arachnida; Araneae; Eresidae
Biological process (GO): cilium assembly
Cellular component (GO): cilium; microtubule
Molecular function (GO): microtubule binding
Source: RefSeq, a predicted model, not a curated record
UUUUUUUUUUUAAUUUAGACUGUGGUGUUUUUCGUGUUACUGAAAAAUUAUUCCUUUGCACUGAACGUGGCACGAUUAAUGUUCAGAAUACUUGUGAAUGUGUUUCACCAAGAAAGUGAGUUACUAAAUUAGGAAUUAAUCAUUUGAAGCCUGCACCAGGUUGACAGGAUGGGAUUUAAUGAGGAUUUAAAUAUGCAUCAUUGCCACCACUUCAUUUUAAAGCAGCUGUAAAGUUGUGAGAUUUUAAAUAUGUGAUAUUUGAGAAUGGUCCGUCCUACUGGAGAUGAAUCAAGACAAGUGCCAAUUGCUGAAGUUAAACCUGACAGCUGGGGACACACUAUUUCUCAAGAUCUCCAAAAAGAUGAUACAGUAACUCUUACCAAAUCACAGUUUCAACAGAUUUUAGAAGCUAUUGGACAAGCCCAUGGUGUAAAUGGCUCUGAGAAAAUAUAUCCUUGCCAUGAAAAUGAAGAUCAACUUCAUGCCAAAUCUGUGUCUGAAAAUAAUUGCAUUGAUUCUAGUCCAAAGAAAAAUAUGUAUAAUAAUGUAAGUACUUGUGUGCCAUCAUCUGAAGAAAGCAGUAAUAAACUUCAUGUGCCUUGUCCUCUUGAUGUUGUUAUAUCUUGCCCAACUUCAUUAAGUUGGUCUGCUCCUCAAACUGAUUUAUCACCAUCAAAGUUAUCCCCACUAAGUAAAGUUGAACAGAAACGCCUUCAGUGGGAAAAAGAAAGAGCUGAAAUGAUUGAUUGGAAUCCCUGGGGAAAACCUGGUGCAGGUGCACCAGCAAAGAAAACUCAGAUAGUUGCUCCAAUUACUCCUAGAGCAAAUAAUCAGUUGCUGAUGGUUCAGACUUCUGCUGCCAUGCCCUAUACCAGUUCUGUGCCUGCUGGAAUUUCUAGUUGCCUUCCAUCUCCAAAUGUCUACCGAAACUUACCCAAUGCAUUAGAACAUAAUAAUUUUCUGCCCAAUAAAAAUUUCACAAAUUACAGUUGUGUUGCUCAACCAAUCAAACCUGUGCCACCUGUGUUUAAAAGUUCCAUUGCUUUUGGCAAUGAUGUUGGUGAAUCUGGGACAAGUGAACAAUACAAAAGACAUCAGUGGCUGCGAGAAAUGGACUACCAAAGGGAAGAACACAGAAGAUAUCAAGAGCAACUGCACAUGUCUCAAGUGUCUGAUCCUAGUUGGAACAAUCAUUUAAAAGAGGAUAUAGAAAGUAUCUCUGUAUCAGUUGAUGGUUCUGUUCUUCCUGGUGCUACUGAGUUAUCUAAAAGAACUUACAUGCGUGGCCAAGGCUUUCAGUUAGACCCUGUAUCAGCUGCUUUGGCAGAGGAACGUCGGCAGAAGGCUCAAGAAUAUCAGCAAGCAAUUCGUCUUCAGAUGGAAGAAAAAAAACGAAGGCUGCAGGCGGAAAGAGAACGAAAGAAGCGUGAAGAAGAAGCUGAAGAAAAGCGGUUGGAAGCAGAAAGAGCUCGGAUACAAGCUGAAUAUGAAGAAGAACAAAAAAGAAUAAAGCAAAAAGCAGAAAUUGAAGAAAAAAAGCAUCAGGCAUUAGUUACAGCUGUACAACAAGCUCAAGCUCAGGCAGAGAUGGAGAAAAAGUCUAGAAAAAUUCAAAAAUUAUUGCCACUGAGUCAUGAAAAUCAAGAAAGUAAUAUUUCAAGUGAUCAGAAAGAUGGAAAUAAUGAUGUAUUAUCUCUAACAAACAAUUUGGACUCCAAUCUAGUCAUCAGUACUAAUGCAAAUGUUUUAUUUACAGACAGUAAAGAAAACAUUUCAACUUGUUCAUUAAAAUCAAGUAAUAGUCCAUUGAAAAAUGAACCAGAACCAAAACAUGACACAGAUUGCAAAAAAGAACUUGGUGUGCAAACAGUACCAGUUUCUGAUUCUGAAAAAAGUUCAGUUUAUGUAGUAGAUAGAGUGUUAACACCUUCCAUAUUUAGAGUUAGAGCUAAAGCAGGUCAUAGGCGAGACUUUGGAACUCAGACUGAUAUUCACUAUGGAAAGUAUUCUGUGGAUGAUGCUGAAUCGACAGAAAGCAAUUCUAGUUCAUUUCACAGUCCAGUUGCGAAACGUGUAAUUCGAGUGCAACAUAACAAACCUUAUAAAGCACAACGCCGUCCUCAGUGCAGUGACGGUUUAACAGUCAAUGAUCGACCCAAAUGGGGAGUGAAUCAACCAUCAAAAUCUUAUGUUAGAAUGACCGAAAGGGAUCCACAUUUUACCAAACGCAAAAGAAUGCAAGAGUUAAGAAAGCAGCAUUGGGCUCGGGAACUUGCUGCUCAAAAAGCUAAUCAGACAUCAAGGCGCUCAACUGUUACGUCUUAUCCUAAUUUAUGUUCGAGAAGGGCUGCAAGCAGCUCUGACUGUACACUUGGCUACAGUAGCUCUGAUUUUGAAACAAGAUCCUAUCGACCAUUCAGGAGUAAUUCAACACCUCGCUAUCAUCAACCAUCUGCUUUCCGUUCGGAGUGUGGUUCUGCUGAGACUAUAGCAUAUUUUAGUUACAGCCCAUCACAUAAUAGUCGUUUGCCUAGAUCAUUACUUCAUCGAAGAGAAUCACAAAGUUCAGAUAAUCUUCCAUCCAUCAUUGGUGGUUCUGAACCAUCACCUUCCAGAAGGAUUGACAGUUUUCCUUUACCUUCUUGUGGAGGUGCCAGCCUUCCACCAAUGCGCCGUAAAUGGCACAGCCAAGAAACAUUUUAUCCUGUUACUAACUGUCAUACAUUUUCACCUCCUCAUGUGCCUGGUGUUUAUCCUAGAACACUUGGAGAAUCAUUUCAUUAUGAACUAAUACCACCGCAUCCACCUCAGAGACGUAAAUGGAGUGACCAAGAAAGUUUUGACCUAGAAAGUGUAGUCAGGUCUCGAGUAGCUGAAGGCAGUCGAGCUUCUUCGGCUGAAAGUAGUGAGAAAAGUGAAGCAGCAUCUGCUUCCUCUGCUGGAAGUUCAAGGGGUAAAUCUGCUAAUCAGAAUCCUCUAGUGUGUCCUGAAGUUGUAACAGGCAGGCCCACACCACGACAGGACAGGAUUUUACAAAACUUGUCAUCUUUGAGACAGGGACUACUAAAGAAACAGAAGGAGUUGGAAAAUUUGAUUCGCCGUCCACCUCCUUAUUUAUCUUAAUACAUUUAAAAUUCUCAUGUGUGUAGUCAUGGUUUGUAUUUUAAUCAGAAGACUGUAAUUAUCAUAAACAGUCAACAAUAUUUUAUCAUAUUUUAAAGUAAAAAGUAUACAGUGCCACAUAUGCGUUUGAAAGCUGUGCCACAUUCAUCUUUACGCACUGAUAUUCUUUUCUUUCUGAUGUUAAUUUAUUUUAAAUCCUUAAGUUUAAGAAAUUUUUAUGAAUUGUUGAAUUCUAUAUGAGUAAUUUAAGUUUGUUGAUGCAGUUUUUAGAAGAUAUAAAUUAUUUGUAAAAUACAAAUUUCUGAUGUUGUAUAAAAUAAUAUAGGAAUAUAUUCAACUGUUAGCAUGAAAUUUUUUUGGUGUGUUAUAUGAUAUUUUAAUUGCAUCUGGCUGUUUCCUUUAUAUUAUAUUUAAAUAAUAUCAAUGCAUAAUCAUGCCUAGUCACUCUUAGAACAUAUAAAGUGCAAUUCACAUGAGAAAAGCUUUGAAGUCACCCAUAUUUUUACAUAAUUUACAUGUAGUAUUAUUUUUAUAGUUUUCUAAGAAAAAUAGAAUCAUGCAUUGUGAGUGCUGUUAAUUAAAAAUUACUUAUAUAAUUGUGAUGUUUCAGUUUUUGAGAUAUUUAUGAUUGGAAGCAAAUGUGUGUUUUAAACUUUCCAUGAUAAGACAAUCAAAUUAAAUUCUCUUGGACUGUAAAGAGAAUUUUCGUUAAAUGUGUAGUGCUUUUAAGAGUAUCAUUCCAUGAAUGGUGAUAAAUGUACUCUGUAGAUAUAUUCUGUAUAUAUUUUAUCUUAACCAGAGCAUAUUUAAUAUUAUCUGCUUAAAAGAAAAUUCUUCACAUACACAAUUAAAUGCACAAUAUUCAACUGCAAUUUUAACAUUUUCCGGUUUUUUGUAUUCAUUUUAAAAUAUAAAUGAGAAUUUGAAUGUUGAAUGCAUAAAAUGAUUUAUUAAAUUUUAAUUAAAAAUUUUAUUUGAAUGUGUUGAACUUUUUUGCCCCCCCCCUUUUCCCUAAUUUUUUACCCAGCUGUUUUGUUUUGUCUUCAGUUCAAUUUAGAUGUUUGGCAUAUUUAUUUUUUGAGUACUGUAAACUCUAUUUAAUAUUUAAAAAUAUUUUUAUUUCUCUUCUGUCAAUUCAGUUAGCAAAUGUUUGUCAUAUAUGUAUGUAUGUAUUUUAAAUGCUUCCACUAAAUAGCUAUAGAAUUUCAUUCUUUCUUUAAAAUUGCUUUUUAAUGUUCCAUAAUUUCUUAUUACCAACAUUAACAAAUAAAUUAUUAUGUUUUAUUUUGUAAAAAAAUUAAAUAUAUUUAAGACAUACAAAAUUCAAAUGCAUGUAGAUUGUGUUCUGCAUUAACACUAAAAAAAAGUGGAAAAUUUUUAUGAGGGUAUGAUAUUUUCGAUUUGAAAACUGUGGUUGGUUCACAUUUUAUAUUUUCAUGUAAACCACACUUUCAAAUGAUCAAAAUUAAAAAAAAAUUUUUUUUAGAGCUUUCUAAUCUUGUAUUGUAGUUACCUUGAUAAUAAUUUUAAAUUAUAUUUUGUAUUGAUGGUGAAUUAUUUAAAAGAACAGAAGGGAAAAAGAAACUAUUACACUUUUUAUAUAUUUAUGUUUAAACUUUUCUGUGAUACAUUUUCUAGUCUAUGAAUGUCUUGUCACUUGUGUAAUACUUUUGUUUGCUAAGAAUUUUGUAAUGUAAUCCACUGCUUCUAAAUUUAUUAUUAAAAAUUUGAAUACAGAAAAUGUU